Messenger RNA from Purpureocillium lilacinum, 1059 nucleotides. RefSeq names its product deoxyhypusine synthase. Gene Ontology annotation, cellular component: cytoplasm. Lineage: Eukaryota; Fungi; Ascomycota; Sordariomycetes; Hypocreales; Ophiocordycipitaceae. The record is from RefSeq and is a predicted model, not a curated record. Gene Ontology annotation, biological process: peptidyl-hypusine biosynthetic process. Gene Ontology annotation, molecular function: deoxyhypusine synthase activity.
AUGGCCAACUCCGACGGCGAGGUCCUCACGGGGGCCAAGGAUGCCGUCCUCGUAAAGUCGGAGGAUAUGCCUGCGGGGUCGCAGCAGGUCGAGGAGCUCGACUUCAACAAGCUCAAGGGCCCCGUCACGGCCGAGGACCUGCUUGAUGGCAUGCGCCACAUGGGCUUCCAGGCCUCGUCCAUGGCAGAAGCCAUACGCAUCAUCAACGACAUGCGGGCGUGGAGGGACCCCGAGACGGGAGACAAGACCACCAUCUUCCUCGGCUACACCUCCAACCUGAUAUCGUCGGGCCUCCGCGGCGUCCUGCGCUGGCUUGUCGAGCACAACCACGUCUCGUGCAUCGUCACCACCGCAGGCGGCAUAGAGGAGGACUUCAUCAAGUGCCUCGGUCAGACGUACAUGAGCUCCUUCAGCGCGGUCGGCGCCGACCUGCGCAAAAAGGGCCUCAACCGCAUCGGCAACCUCAUCGUGCCCAACGCAAACUACUGCGCCUUUGAGGACUGGGUCGUGCCCAUUCUCGACAAGAUGCUGGAGGAGCAGGAAGCGAGCAAGGGCACCGACGACGAGAUCAACUGGACGCCGUCCAAGGUCAUCCACCGCCUCGGCAAGGAGAUCAACGACGAGCGAUCCGUCUACUACUGGGCCUACAAGAACAACAUCCCCGUCUUCUGCCCCGCCCUCACCGACGGCAGCCUCGGCGACAUGCUCUACUUCCACACCUUCAAGUCGUCGCCGCUGCAGCUCAAGAUUGACAUCGUCGAGGACAUUCGCCGCAUCAACACCAUCUCGGUCCGCGCCAAGCGCGCGGGCAUGAUCAUCCUCGGCGGCGGCCUGGUCAAGCACCACAUUGCCAACGCCUGCCUGAUGCGCAACGGCGCCGAGUCGGCCGUCUACAUCAACACGGCGCAGGAGUUUGACGGCAGCGAUGCGGGCGCCAGGCCCGACGAGGCCGUCUCGUGGGGCAAGAUAAAGAUUGGGGCAGACAACGUCAAGGUCUAUCUCGAGGCCACCGCCUGCUUCCCGUUCAUUGUUGCCAAUACAUUUGCCAAGGACAUAUAG